UAGAUGGCAGUGGUCGAAAAGAAGCGACCCUCAUGUAAGCAUGUCCGGGUUAAACAAUGACGGCUAAGUUAAAUGUCGUUUUUGACGUUAUUUAACACUUUAUUGAUUUACAAAAAAGUACCCUGGUCACACCAGGUAUUCGUCGGGCUGCCGUUGCUUUUGAAAGAAAGUGCAGUUUGACGUGGCGCUCAUGUUGUUUAUUCGGACUACUGCGGGUCUCCGCAGUCAGCUUCUAACCGGUUUACGCAACUCGCUUUCCGGCUACAGCACCUCCAGAGCCGCCGCUGCUGCAUACAUCCAGGGCCAGAGCCCAGAACCACGGAUCCGUGAGUACUUCUACUACAUUGACCACCAAGGACAGUUGUUCCUGGAUGACACCAAAGUGAAGAACUUUGUCACCUGCUUCAAAGACAAACACUUCCUGGCUUUCUUCUUCAGUCGUCUGCGUGUCAAUCAGAGCGGACGCUACGUGGACUUCCCCUUCCUGUCUCUGUGUGGGAGGGAGAGGAAUUUCCUGCGCUGCGACGACCGGCCGGUGGUCUUCACCCACCUGCUGGAGGCCAUCACCGGAGACCAGAAGCUCCUGUCCUUCUGCGGGGGCGCAGAGAAGCUGACCGCGCCCUUCCGGCCUGAGGCGCUUUACAUGCACCCGAUAAGCGGGCGACUUUACCACCCCUGUUCUGAGCGGACAGGUGGCGUUGGCCUGGUGAGGUCCGCCUUGGCUAUUGAGCUCAGCCCAUUCUUUGUCUAUGCUUCAGAGCCGGGCCAAUCAGGACUGCCUACACACUUCCUGUGGGGAGAAGAGCAGCACUCACUGACCAAUGAGCUGGCAGGAAGCUUUCCCACAAUAGAGGAUGACAGUGGAACAGGACUGAGUUAAAAUCCACAGCAGAAAAGGUGUGUGUGUGUGUGUGUGGGUGCGAGGUUGCAACAAAAUAACUCCCUUGAUCAGUGAUAUUGCAGACAAAUGAAGGGUAUGAAAUAUGGCGGCUGUGGUGAAAACAAUAAAUCUGUUGUGUCAAAAUUUUCAAGCUGAGUUGAGUGAAUCGAAAGCUAAUGUGAUUGUAAACAAUGCAAUGUUUCACUUUAUCUUAAGACUUAACUCGUCCACCAUAACUCGGACUAACUUCUUGCCUGUCUUUUUUUUUCUUUUUUCCUAUUGCACAUAAAUUCCAGCAGGGGGCGACUCAACUUUUGCAAAAAAAAACAUGAUACAGGACUCUUCAAAGGGUUCCUCUGCUUUAAAACGUUUGACUAAUAAAGGUGAUAAUAAGUGGAAAAAAUGUAGGUUCACCUACAACAAUCAAUUAAUAUCCACAUCACAGCCACGUAAUGUAGCUUGUUUUAAUGCAAAAUCAGCAAAGAAAUAUAGUGGGAACAGUUAAAUAGCAAUAUUUGAACCCCAUACAUAAAUUUU
Messenger RNA from Entelurus aequoreus (snake pipefish), 1417 nucleotides. RefSeq names its product linkage group 19 C8orf82 homolog (gene lg19h8orf82). Lineage: Eukaryota; Metazoa; Chordata; Actinopteri; Syngnathiformes; Syngnathidae. The transcript has 3 exons. The coding region runs from base 191 to 880 and encodes 229 amino acids. The record is from RefSeq and is a predicted model, not a curated record.